GAUAAGAUACGAUGCAGCCUGGUUGUUGGCUGCGAGCCAGCCAGCCAGCAGGAGCAGCAGUAGCAGUAGCAAUAGGAGCAGCAGCAGUAGCAUCAUCCGAGCAUAUGCAGUCAACGGCAUCUGUGGCCACAUUGGCCUCUAUUUCAUCCAUUGCAUCCACUUCGGCAUCGGCCAUGGCCGCAUUGCGCGCACGUCCUUAUCUGGUUGCCCCAUACGUGGCCACCGCCUCCGCACCGCCCACACCACAGCCGCAUGCUGUCAAUACCUUGUCCAGUGCACGCACAGCGCCCGCAACGCCAACGCGACAGCGCUUUGGAGAUAGUGAGCCAUCGUCAUCGCAUUGCCAUUAUCCGCACCAUAUUGAUGUUGAUAGUGUGCAGGAUUUUGGAUUGGCCAUGGCCAUGGAGGAGUUGCCGCCGCAAUACAGCAAGCCCAAAUCCCAGCGCUUCUUUUGGCGCAAGGCGCUCAGACGCGUCUUCCAGCGCCGCAAGUGACGUCAACUGCGCCGUCGACGGCAAGAUUUGCCCCGUUGGCGUCCACGUCGCUGCCGGCGGCGCACGCUGGCCGAGCGUGUGCGCCGCAUAUGCGCCUGCUGUGCCUAUGGCCAGGUGUUGUUGCGCAACGCCCGCCUCGCUCUGCUCAGCUGCAUUCGUUGGCGCACACGUGGCAACAUACGCAACAACAACUUUUACUUUAGCAAUCACUAAACAAUAAUAACAAAAGCAACUGCAAAUGCUCUGCUCUGCACAGGCACACCACACACACACACACACACUGACACCUUCCUCCCACACAAACACACACACACACACAAAUGUUAAACUAAAAAAUGUUAAUGCGAAAUCUGAUUUAGUUGUUAAAGCAUAUGCACCUAAUUUAUUUCCUUGUGUUUUACACCGAUUAGACAAUUUUUCCUUUGAUACAAUUAUGAAAUUAUAAGCAUUACAUUUUCCUAACUUUA
This is a messenger RNA of Drosophila virilis, 961 nucleotides long. Its product is annotated as SRSF protein kinase 3-like. NCBI's taxonomy places the organism in Eukaryota, Metazoa, Arthropoda, Insecta, Diptera, Drosophilidae. Gene Ontology annotation, biological process: spliceosomal complex assembly; regulation of mRNA processing; peptidyl-serine phosphorylation. The record is from RefSeq and is a predicted model, not a curated record. Gene Ontology annotation, molecular function: ATP binding; protein serine/threonine kinase activity. Gene Ontology annotation, cellular component: cytoplasm; nucleus.